Acomys russatus (golden spiny mouse) is the source of this 809-nucleotide messenger RNA. RefSeq names its product prostaglandin D2 synthase (gene Ptgds). Lineage: Eukaryota; Metazoa; Chordata; Mammalia; Rodentia; Muridae. The record is from RefSeq and is a predicted model, not a curated record. The transcript has 6 exons. Bases 100 to 669 code for a protein of 189 amino acids. Gene Ontology annotation, molecular function: small molecule binding.
AGGGGUCUCAACAUUGCCCUCUGCUCUUCCUGCUCACCGCCUUCCUCGCUCUGCUCACACUGCUGGCCUCAGGCCCAGACACCUUCUCUGCUCCAGGCAAUGGCUGCUGUUCGUAUGCUGUGGAUGGGGCUGGUCCUGUUGGGUCUCUUGGGAUUCCCACAGACCCCAGCCCAGGACCUUGACCCAGUGCAGCCCAACUUUCAACAAGACAAGUUCCUGGGGCGCUGGUACAGCGCAGGCCUCGCCUCCAAUUCAAGCUGGUUUCGGGAGAAGAAAGCAGAAAUGUCUAUGUGCAGGACAGUGGUAGCCCCCUCCACAGAUGGCGGACUCAACCUGACCUCGACCUUCCUCAGGAAAAAACAGUGUGAAACCAAGACCAUGUUACUGCAGCCUAUGGCGGUCUCUGGACACUACACCUACCACAGCCCCCAUUGGGGCAGCAAACACAUUGUCUCAGUGGUGGAAACCAACUACAACGAAUACGCGCUGCUGUUCAGCAGGGGGACCAAGGGCCGAGGCCAGGACUUCCGCAUGGCCACCCUCUACAGCAGAACCCAGACUGUGAAGAACGAGCUGAAGGAGAAAUUCAUCAACUUUAGCAAUGCCCAGGGCCUCACAGAGGAGGACAUUGUUUUCCUGCCCCAACCGGAUAUGUGCAUUCAAGAGUAAAAGCAGGUGACAGAAGUCAGAGGGCUGGCUUCACACGGUAAGUGCUAUCUCUUUGCUGACUCACCAAACACGGGACCUUCUGAGUGGUAGGACACAGUGACCUGAGCAGAACCAGUGUCCAGGUGAGACAGGCAGAAACA